Frankliniella occidentalis (western flower thrips) is the source of this 619-nucleotide messenger RNA. RefSeq names its product longitudinals lacking protein, isoforms A/B/D/L-like. The transcript has 2 exons. The record is from RefSeq and is a predicted model, not a curated record. NCBI's taxonomy places the organism in Eukaryota, Metazoa, Arthropoda, Insecta, Thysanoptera, Thripidae. The coding region runs from base 320 to 547 and encodes 75 amino acids.
AAUGGUGGCUGUUGGCGCCCGGCGCGGAGCACGGCCACAGCACGCGGCGCAGGGGGCGACCACUCCAAGAGCCUCAGCAUGACCCUCAGCACGACGCUCAGCACGAGCCUCAGCAGAAGUUCCCGUGCGCGCUCUGCGGCCAGGUGUACAAACACCCGUCCUCACUGUCCAAACACCGGCGCUACGAGUGCGGCAUCGAACGCCAGUUCUCGUGCCCUUUCUGUCCACACAAGGCGAAGCGCAAGCACCACCUGCAGCUGCACAUCGGUCGCCACCACAAGAACCUUGUCGCGUGAUUGCAGCGACCCGGUCCCGGUGGAUGCUGUACAGUAGCGACGCGCUACCCGACUCUCUGUACCCGGCGCGCCGCUUCGAGUGCAGCGACUGCGGCAACGCGUACAAGCACGCCCAGAGCCUGUGGAAGCACCGCAAGUUCGAGUGCGGCAAGGCGCCCGCCUUCCCCUGCCCCUACUGCCCGCACCAGGCCAAGCGCAAGCAGCACCUGGAGCUGCACGUGACGCGCAAGCACGGCGACCGGUCCCAGUGAACUGAACAACUCUGUGUUAUGUUUGUCUGAUCCAUGUCUACGAAAUAAAGUGGUUUUCAACUUGCCAGCUCA